Messenger RNA from Mugil cephalus (flathead mullet), 2833 nucleotides. It is a transcript of the gene prc1b, whose product is annotated as protein regulator of cytokinesis 1b. The record is from RefSeq and is a predicted model, not a curated record. Gene Ontology annotation, biological process: mitotic spindle midzone assembly; microtubule cytoskeleton organization. Gene Ontology annotation, molecular function: microtubule binding. Gene Ontology annotation, cellular component: spindle; cytoplasm; mitotic spindle midzone. The coding region runs from base 275 to 2113 and encodes 612 amino acids. The transcript has 15 exons. NCBI's taxonomy places the organism in Eukaryota, Metazoa, Chordata, Actinopteri, Mugiliformes, Mugilidae.
UUUGUUUAGCUCAUGAGCAACUCGAGGACUGGGCGGUUCCUUCGCAUCGUCAACGGAAGAAACUCCCGGGCGGCUCGAUAUGGUGUGGCACAGCAAGCGCACCCUGAUCAACCAGCCAAUCAGAGAGCAGAACGCUGCGGAACGCGUAUUUUGAACUGUAAACUGUCAGAGCAGACACCGAGGAGGAGACCGACCUGUACCUUCUCUCUGACAAGUUCAGGCUUUAACGUUACACUGUCUCUACCUAUCAUCGCAAACGAGUCUGGAAUUCAAAAUGAGAAAGAGCGAGGUGCUCGCAGCGGAGUCUGUGUCGUGCCUGAAUAAAGCGCUGUGCCACCUGAAGGACAUUUGGGAGGAGAUCGGCAUCCCCGAGGACCAAAGGCUCCAGAGAACCAAUGUGGUCAAGAACCACAUCAAGAAUUUACUGGAAAUGAUGAUCAAAGAAGAAGAAUCUCUGAAGAAGAGACUCAUACAAAGCAUUCAAACAUGUAGGACAGAGAUGGAGAAACUCUGCUUGGAACUUCAACUUCCUGUGUUUGAGGAGGAGGACGGCAUCAGCAUGCUGCAGCAGGAGAAGAACAUCCGCACGCAGAUGGAGGCUCUGCUGAAGGAGAAGACUCAGCGGAUGCAGCAGCUGAAGGCUCUGUUGGAUCAGGACCAGGACCUGUGCGACAUCCUGUGCUCCAUGCCCUACGGCAUCGCCCCGGACUCCGUUCCCUCGCUGGAGCAACUGGAGAGCUUCUCCCAGCACAUCGCCCACCAGAACGCAGAGAAGGCAAAGAGAUACGCUGAGUUCACUGACAUCAAGAGGCAGAUCAUCUUGUACAUGGGAGAGCUGGACCACAUACCUGAGACCAGCUUUGAGAAGGACGUCGUCUGUGAGGACGAGGACUCUUUUUGCCUUUCCAGAGACAAUAUUACUUCACUGAAGCUGCUUCUUUGUCAGCUGGAGGAACGCAAGGUGGAGAACGAGGCGAUGUGCGAGAGUCACCGGGAAAAGAUCCAGCGGCUGUGGGACCGACUGCAGGUUCCCCAGGAGGAGAGGGAGGUUUUCAACGAGCACAUGGUCUCAUCCAAGAAGAGGAACCUGGAAGCGCUACAAGCAGAAGUGCAGCGUCUGGAGGAUUUAAAACUGCUGAACAUCCGCAACGUCACAGACGCCAUCCGCUCUGAGAUCGCCGUGUUUUGGGAGAAGUGUUUCUACAGCACGGACCAGCGGCAGGCCUUUGCACCGUAUUUUAGCGAGGAAUUUACUGAGGACCUGUUGAGUCUACACGAUGCUGAGAUCCAGCGCCUGAAGCAGCAUUAUGAAGAUCACAAAGAACUGUUCGACGGGGUCCACAGAUGGGAAGAAAGCUGGAGACUGUUCCUGGAACUGGAGAAAAAAGCCACAGAUCCGACGAGAUUCACAAACAGAGGAGGAAACCUGCUCAAGGAGGAGAAACAGAGAUCUGAGCUGCACAAAAGUCUGCCAAAGCUUGAGAAGAAAUUAAAAGCCCAGAUUGACGAGUGGGAAAGCGAGCAGGGCCGAGAGUUUCUAGUAAACAGCCAGAAGUUUCUGCAGUACGUGGAAGAGCAGUGGGAGCUGCACCGAGUCGAGAAGGAACAGGAGAAACUAGAAAGGCACCUGAAGAAGAGCAAACAGACGGAGGAGGACAUGCUGUACGGGACAGCGGUACGAACCCCAACCAAACGCAGAUUGCUCGGCACGAACACCCCAAAUAAAUCCAGAAAGUUUAAUGCAACCUCCAGCAUUUCUAGUGCCACCUCUAACAGCACCAUGCGCUCCGUCUUUGGCGGGACCGUCUGUCGCUCUCCUGUGCCCCGCCUCCCCCUCUCUGCAAAUAAGACUCCGGCAGCGCGGACGCCGGGUGGAUGUAAACCACCUCAUCCGAGGCUCCAGAGCUGCAACAAGGAGAAUGUGGCCCAGUCGAAGGGGACCCCUCUGAGUGGUGCGUUGCUGACCCCUGCUAGUCCACAGCGUAACUUCAGCAUAGCCUCUGUUGCCAGCACAUAUUCAGAGUUUGUGAGGGACUUGGUCAACACUGAAUCUGUUCAGUCAAGCGAGACCUGUCCAAGACCUCUAACGCCAAGAUCCAGCACGACGUCCUGAACUCUACCACCACCAACACCAACAACCUCUGACCUCUGCACUGUCCCGGUCGGCUCCUAGUAUCAGCACCCUUCCAGUUAAGCUCUGACCUCGUCCUUAGAGGAUCACUACCUUUCACCGCUUUUAUAUGUAAAUGAAGGUAAUAAUAUAUUAAGUGUUAAGAUGGAGAUAAAUGAGGGAAAAGACUCAUCUCUCAAAGUCUGAUCCCAGUUUAUCACCAUCUGCAGGAGGGCAAAAAAAAUAUGUUAGUAAACUAACACUACUGUCUAAUUUUCCAGUUAUUGAAAUAUCUAAAUUGUUCUCUGUACAUUAUCCUGCACAUUGUUUUUUUUUUUUAUAAAGACAAAAGAAAGUAUGUCUUUCUGAAGUUAUGCAAUCUGGGGUUACAGACCAAAAUGUAUUAAGAAUACAUGGCACCUUCUUUUUUAUUUUUAGAAAAUAUAUUGCAAUGGGUGGUGUAUUUUUUAUAUGCGGACUCACACUGUUCCAGCCAAAUCUGUUUUUAUAAAUGUAUGUAUUUGUGUAUAUAUUUCUAUAUAUUUCUCCUUGUUCUCUUCGUAGAAGCUCCACAGGUUCACACAGAUGUUGGGCGGUGAAGACGCUUGAAUGCCAUAUAUUUGUGCUACAUAUUCGUUUAAAUGUAGAUAAAUCACACAGAUUCACUAUCAUGGCUGAUUUGGAAACGCUUGUCAAAAUAUAAUAAAUGCAUUUUCACUCCAA